AGCGUCUCUCAGAUCUGCUCACUUCUCUCUCUUUGAUUCCCAAGAAGAUCAGCUCGCUUUUCUCUGCAUGUAUGAAGAUCAGCUUGCAUUACUCCCUUUGAUUCCUGCAAUGCUUCUCCAAUUCUGAUUACAGGCUUAGCAAGUUGAUUUGGAGUCUUUGGCUGUUGAAUUAGACGAGGAGAACAAGCGGCUUUUGAAAGAGAAGAAGGAAUAGCAAUUGAGUGGCACUGUGGUAGUGGUUUUUGUUAAGAUGGAGAAAGAAUGGCUGCAAUUUGAUAGAUUUAAGGAUGAAUACAGAGUGGGAGCUCGUAUGUUUGUGGAUAAAGCAAGGGCAGAUUAUGGGAAUUCUGAAGAUGAGAUUAUAUGCCCAUGUAUCAAAUGUAGAAACUCUGAACACCACCACUUUGAGAUAGUCUAUGAGCACUUGGUAACAAGAGGAAUGGAUCCUACUUACAAAAUUUGGAUUUGUCAUGGUGAAACAGGAAGUGAAUCCAAUCAUGAAGAUCUUGAGAUUCCUGAGACAUAUAAGUUGUUUAAGGAUUUAUGUUUUCAACAUGAUGAAGAUGAUGAAGAUGUAGAUGACACUAUUGAGACGAGAGAGGCAGAAAUUUUAAAUUUAGUAAGAGAAGCUGAAACUCCCUUGAUCUUUGGCUGUACAAACUAUACGAAGAUGUCAGCAUCAGUUGCUUUAUUGAAGAUGAAAGCAAGACAUUAUUUGACUGAUAUUGCUUUCGAUGACAUUCUUCGCACUAGCCGUAGUUUCUUACCGGAAGAUAACACACUUCCAGAGUCCUUAUAUUCAAUGAAGAAGCUAGUGAAGGCAUUUGAUCUUGGAUAUGAGAAGAUACAUGCAUGUGUCAAUGAUUGCUGUUUAUUUAGAAAAGAUUUGCAGCAUCUGGAAAAUUGUCCAAAGUGUGGUGCUUCAAGAUGGAAACUUAAUGAAAGCAGUUCUAAAAUUCAAAAAGGCAUCCCUGCAAAAGUUUUGCGUUACUUUCCAAUAAUACCAAGGCUUAGGAGAAUGUUUGCUAUUACUGAAACAGCAGAACAAUUAAGGUGGCAUUCGAAUAAUAAGAGUCAAGAUGGUAAGAUGAGACAUCCUGUUGAUGUAUUAGCAUGGGAAACAAUAAAUAGAAGGUGGCCAUCUUUUGCAUCAGAUCCUCGAAAUAUCAGAUUUGGCCUUGCUACCGAUGGGUUUAAUCCAUUUCAUGAUCUUAGGUCUACGUACAGCUGUUGGCCAGUCAUUUUGACAAUAUAUAACUUGCCUCCAUGGUUAUGUAUGUCUAAAGAAAGUCUCAUGUUGACGUUACUCAUACCAGGUCCUAAGCAACCGGGUAACGAUAUCAAUGUUUAUUUGGCACCACUUGUAGAUGAUCUAAAGAAGUUAUGGAACCAGGGGGUAGAAGUGUACGAUGCAUUUAGUCAAGUGACUUUCAACUUGAGAGCCAUUUUGAUGUGGACCGUCAAUGAUUUUCCAGCGUAUGGAAAUUUAUCCGGAUGGCCUUACAAGGGAAAAGUUGCAUGUCCUGUUUGUCGUGAAGAAACAUGUGCUGAGUGGUUGACAAAUAGUCGUAAAUUUUCUUAUAUGGGGCAUAGAAGAUUUCUUCCUUCAGAUCAUCCGCUUCGUGAGGAACCAAGUAUGUUUAAUGGACAUCCAGAACAUGGGAGUAGGCCUAAGAUCUCUAAGGGUGAGCAAAUUUUUGAAGAGACAAGUAUAAGUAAUGUAUAG
Rosa rugosa (rugosa rose) is the source of this 1726-nucleotide messenger RNA. RefSeq lists its product as uncharacterized. The transcript is spliced from 3 exons. Bases 251 to 1726 code for a protein of 491 amino acids. NCBI's taxonomy places the organism in Eukaryota, Viridiplantae, Streptophyta, Magnoliopsida, Rosales, Rosaceae. The record is from RefSeq and is a predicted model, not a curated record.